CUCAUUCCAGCUCGAGCGCUGUGCCAUGCGAGCGCGUGCGUCUUCGCGUGCCAACCUCGCGUGCGCUCCGAGCGUCAGACCCCGGCGAUAUGCGGGAACUAUAACGAGAGCUCAGAUGUUUGGAGGUUCUCCACUGGAUUGUUGGUAAAUGUUCCUGCCCCACUCUCUGACGACCAUGCUUUAUUUCCAGCUGGUGAUCAUGGCGGGGACGGUCAUGCUGGCAUAUUACUUCGAGUACACGGACACGUUCAACGUCCACGUGCAGGGCUUCUUCUGCUACGAGACCGCGUACACGAAACCCUACCUCGGACCCGAGGACACCAGCGCCAUCCCGCCCGCCCUGCUGUACGCGGUGGUCACCGGAGUCCCCACACUGAUGAUCACCGUGACAGAAACGGCGUUGUUCUUGAUACAGUACACAUCGAAAGAUCUUGACAGUCGAGAGAAGACCAUCGUGACCGGGGACUGCUGUUACCUCAACCCAUUAGUGCGGAGGACUUUCCGUUUCCUCGGUGUAUACAUGUUUGGCCUUUUCACCACAGACAUCUUUGUGAACGCUGGUCAGGUGGUAACGGGGAACCUGGCUCCUCAUUUUCUGACAGUGUGUAAGCCCAACUACACAGCUCUGGGUUGCCAGCAAGCUCUUCGCUACAUCAGCCAUCAGGAAGCCUGCACCGGCAACGAGGACGACAUCCUACGUGCCCGCAAGACCUUUCCUUCCAAAGAGGCGGCGCUUAGUGUGUACGCUGCUGUCUAUAUGGCUAUGUACAUCACAUUUACAGUGAAAGCCAAAGGAACUCGUCUGGCUAAACCAGUCAUGUCUUUGGGUCUGGUGUGCCUGGCUUUCUUAACGGGUAUAAACAGGGUAGCAGAGUAUCGUAACCACUGGUCUGAUGUCAUCGCCGGCUUUAUCAUCGGUGUGGCCAUCGCCACCUUUCUGGUGGUGUGUGUGGUCCAUAACUUCAAAGGCAAACAACUGCUGAACGAGGAUCCCCCACAGGACCACCUAAGCAGCAAUCCGAUGGUCAGCUCGCCCAGGGUUGAGAGUCCACUGGAAAAGUACAUCGCUUCACAGAAUCACAUCGCCUUCGCUGAGAUCACGUGACCUUGAUUCGCCGGUGUGGCAAACACAUUGGACAUCCACGCUGUUUACCGUCCAGUCCCGAUAGUCCCGGCUCAACGCUAACGCAGUGGUCAUAAUCUCUAUGGUGUCGUUUUGGAUCGCUCUGCCCUUGCUUUGUGUGUGUGUGGAAAUAUUGGUCCUGUCAACUAAUAACUGUUACCAUCACGCAAUUAAUGACUGAAGCUGCACUUCACAUUUUCCUGACCGGUUCUGUUGGCUUUUUUGCAGACCGAGCUCACAUCCAGAGCUCAGAAUAUCUCAGCCGCUCGCGUAUGUGGGGAGCGUACGUGUCUGUGUUUGCAUAUGAGAGGUUUGUGGCAGGUUGAUGCAAAUACCUGCGCUUGGAAUUCAAAAUGAACUUAACUUGUAGUUGUGAAAAUUUUCGUCGUCAUAUAUUCCAGAAAAUGUUUAUUCAUGUAUGAAUUUUUUGGGUUUUUUUAAUGCUUGCAUUGGAUGAGUACAAACAUAUGGAAUCCUAUUUCUGCUUCAGAGUUUUUAAAAAAGGGGUAAUUAUGAGUUUAUUUCUUGAAAUUGUGACACUGCAUUUCACAGUAUUUCUUAAACUGUGAGAGAAGUUAUAUGUGACUCAUAAAUGCAACUUUGUCUCAUAUUUGUGAUUUUGUAUCUCACAGUGACUUUAAUUGCAAUUUAACUUCUCACAAUUUUUUCACGAAAGGUUCAUGUCUCACAAAAGCAACUUUCAGUCAUAAUCGUAAUUGUCUCACAAUAUCACUUUUUCCUGCGAUUAUAACUGUGAUUAUAUUUCACAAAAAGAACAAUAUUUGUCAUAAUUGCGAUUUUUCUUUCCCCCUUAUAAUUGCACCUUUUUUAUAAAUCAAAUUUCAAAUUUCAACCUUGUUUCUUAGAAUUGCAACUUUUUUUCUCAAAUUUUGACUAUAUUUCACAAGUGGAACCAUAUUCUCAUAAUAAUCCAACUUAAUAUCUCACAACUGAAACUUCUUAAUGAAAUUGUGACUGAAGUCUCAAAUUGUGAGUUUAUACCUCACAACUGCAUAUUUUUUCUCAAAAUUAUGAUUUUAAUAUCUCACAAUAUGACUUUACUUCUCUUCAUUGCAAUAUAUCUCCCAAUUGUGACUAAAGUCUUAAAUUGUGACCAUUCAUUCACUUAUUUCUCUUAAUUACAACUUUAUAUUGCACAACUGUAACUUUCUCAUAAUCAAGUUUUUUUUUUCUCAAUGAUUUUCCUCUUCAUUGCAACUUAUUUCAAAAUUGCAACCUUGUUUUUCAGAAUUGCAACUUUUUUCUCAAAUUGUGACUAUAUUUUACAGAUAGAACCAUUUUUUUCAUAAUUGUGAUUUUAUGUCUCACUAUCACAAUUUCUGUUAAUUGCAACUUAAUAUCUUACAAUUACAACUUUUUAAUCAAAUUGUGACUGCAGUCUCAAAUUGUGAGUUUAUACCUCACAACUGCAUCUUUUUUCUCAUAAUUGUAACUUUAAUAUCUUGCAAUUGCAAAUUUAUAUCUCCUGUGAUUUUAUAUCUCACAAUAUGACUUUAUAUCUCUUAAUUGCAAUAUUAUAUCUCCCGAUUAUGACUAAAGUCUGAAAAUUGUGACUAUUCAUUCAUUCAUUCAUUAUUUCUCAGAAUUGCAACUUUAUAUUUCACAACUGUAACUUUCUCAUAAUUUAGAUUUUUUUAAAUCUCACAAUAUGAUUUUAUUUCUCUCCAUUGCAACUUAAUAUUUCAAAAUUGCAAGCUUGUUUCUCAGAAUUGCAACUCUUUUCUCAAAUUGUGACUAUAUUUCACAAAUGGAACCAUUUGUAUCAUUUUUGUGAUUUUUGUCUUACAAUAUCACUAUUUCUCUUAAUUGCAACUUAAUAUCUCACAAAUGCAACUUUUUAAUCAUAUUUUGACUGAAGUUUUAAAAUUGUGAGUUUAUAUCUCACAACUGCAUCUUUUUUCUCAAAAUUGUGAUUUUAAUAUCUCACAAUUACUUUUUAAUCAAAUUUUGACUGAAGUCUUAAAUUGUAAGUUUAUACCUCACAACUGUGUCUUUUCUCAUAAUUGUGACUUCAGUAUCUCACAAUUGCAGAUUUAAUUCUCCUGUGAUUUUAGCUCACAAUAUGACUUUACUUCUCUUAACUGCAACAUUAUAUCUCACGAUUGUGACUGAAAUAUCAAAUUGUGACCAUUCAUUUGCUCAUUCAUUAUUUCUCGUAAUUGCAACUUUAUAUUUCACAACUGUAACUUUCUCAUAAUUUAGAUUUUUUUUUUAAAUUUCACAAUAUGAUUUUGUUUUUCUCCAUUGCAACUUAUUUCAAAAUUGCAACCUUGUUUCUCAGAAUUGCAACGUUUUUCUUAAAUUGUGACUAUAUUUCACAAAUGGAAGCAUUUGUCUCAUAAUUGUGAUUUGUCUUAAUUGCAAUUUAAUAUCUCACACUUGCAAGUUUUUAAUCAAAUUGUGACUGAAGUCUCAAAUUGUGAGUUUAUACCUCACAACUGCAUCUUUUUUUCUCAUAAUUGUGAUUUUAAAUAUCCUACAAUUGUGACUAAAGUCUCAAAACGUGACAGUUUCAUUCAUUAUUUCUCAUAAUUGCAAUUGUAGAUUUCACAACUGCAUCUUUUUUCACAUAAUUGUGAUUUUAUCUCACAUGAGUUGAUUUUUCUUCAUUGAAGCUCUCUUAAUUGCUACUCUUAUGAUUUUAUAUCUCACAGUGUGAGUUUCUCAAAUUGUAAAAAACUCUGAGGCAGAAUUUGGUUUCCAUACAUACAUAAAUACACUGUGUCCACAAAAAUAAGGCAGAAAAUAAGCUAAAAAUACCUUUUGAAAGCUCACAUAAAAAAAAAAAAAAAUCAAAAAUACCAAAGCUCAGAUAAACGUAAGUACUCACCUACUGCACUGGCAGCAAAAAAUAAAUUCCACAUCAAUUGGUUAGAUAAUUCACAAGCCAGGAUUCAGUUUCACUCAGCGGCCAAUGGGCUUUCAGAGCCUGGGUUUGAGUUGAAAUCACCCAGCUGUGAAAGACAGAUCAUCUGCUAAGACAAUCACCAGCCAUCUCAAAUAAUGAGUCAGUCCGUCAGACGUGUCUGUUUAACAACGAUACUCGCCUCGGCAUUUGUUUCACACUGUUUUAGUGGCCAGCACAUCUUUCACUGAGGAUCAGUAUUGUUAAAGGAGAAGUCCACUUCCAGAACAAAAAUUUACAGAUAAUGUACUCACCCCCUUGUCAUCCAAGAUGUUCAUGUCUGUCUUUCUUUAGCCGUACAGAAAUUAUGUUUUUUGAGGAAAACAUUUCAGCAUUUUUCUCCCUAUAAUGGACUUCUAUGGUGCCCCGCGUUUGAACUUCCAAAAUGCAGUUUAUAUGCAGCAGUAAACAGCCCCAGCUGAGGAAGAAGGGUCUUAUCUAGCGUAACGAUCAGUUAUUUUUAUAAAACAUAAUAUAAUUUAUAAACUUUUUAAUGUCAAACGCUCGUCUUGUCUUACUCUGCCUGAACUUUUUUCCGGUUCACGACAGUUAGGGUAUGUCAAAAAACUCCUAUCUCAUGUUCUCCCACAACUUCAAAAUUGUCCUAUGUCACCGUUUUACCUUUUUUGUUAAGGGUGUUUGAUCUUCUUUGCAUGUUCACUUUGCAUAGACUGGGUCGGUACUUCUGCAGAGAUGUAGGAUGAUUUUAAAAUGAUUUUUUAAGUUGAGGGAGAAAGUACGAUUGGAGUUUUCUGACAUACCCUAACUGUCUUGAACCAGAAUACACAGAGUUCAGGCAGAGCAAGACAAGACGAGCAUUCGAGAUUGUAUUUUUUUUAAUGAAAAUAACCAAUCGGUUUGCUAGAUAAGACCCUUCUUCCUCGACUGGGAUCGUUUACAACCACAUUUGGGAUCGUUUGAAGCUCCAUUUAAACUGCAUUUUGGAAGUUCAAACUCUGGUUACCAUAUCAGUCCAUUACGACGGCGUUUUAGUGCCACCUUAAAAA
Labeo rohita (rohu) is the source of this 5056-nucleotide messenger RNA. RefSeq names its product phospholipid phosphatase related 5b (gene plppr5b). The coding region runs from base 149 to 1105 and encodes 318 amino acids. Gene Ontology annotation, molecular function: phosphatidate phosphatase activity. Lineage: Eukaryota; Metazoa; Chordata; Actinopteri; Cypriniformes; Cyprinidae. Gene Ontology annotation, biological process: phospholipid dephosphorylation; signal transduction; phospholipid metabolic process. The transcript is spliced from 6 exons. The record is from RefSeq and is a predicted model, not a curated record.